AUGUUAGAUGGAGAAUGGGUAGUGGGUAUACAAGAAAUCUUUUAUCCAGUUGAUGUUAAGCCGUCUAAACGUAAACUAACAAUUCAACUUCUUACCCAUGGUUUAAAUGAUAAGUUGUCUAAAGAAGUUGAACUUGAUUCUAACGAUGAUUUGAAUACUAUUAUUUCUAACAUAAAUAAGGCUUUUAUGAAUCUAUUUUUAUCUGUUGUUGAUCAAGGUGAAGGCAAUGAAAACAAGGUUAAAAGAUCAACUAAUGAUCAGACCAUCAGUCCUGACUUAUCAGAUCUAACUCUAGAAAAAAUUAAUCAAUUACCUCAAGAAGAUCGUGAAAGAUUAUUACAGAGAGUAAAAAACACUACUCAGACUAUUCUUGAAAAUUUGAAACAAGAAAUGUAUAAGUAUAAAACAGAAUCGACUGAUAAACAAGAUAAGAUAAAUAAGUUAGAUUCUUCAUUGCGACAAUAUGUAGAUGAAUUAGAUAAUCUGAAAAAAGAAAUCAAGAAAAAGCAGAUGAAAGAUAAAGAUCUAAUCAAGGAUGCAAAACAGAAUAAACAAAUAAUAGAAGAAAAAAAUAUGCAUAUCAAAAAACUAGAAGAACAAGUUACUGACAUUCAUAAGAAAAACGAAGAGAAUAAAAACAUGUUAAAAGCAGUUAAAGUGGAAAAUCAACAGUUAGAUGCUAAGAUAAAUGAGAAAAGUAAAGAACUAUACAAACUCAAUGAAGAAUACAGAGCAAGUAAUAAAUUGCUAUCUGAAAAAUUAGAAAAACUAUUAUUAGAAAAGUCGUCUAUACAAAAAGAUUUAGAAGGAAAAGUCAAAAAUAAUUACGAAUCAAGUGACAUUCUCAAUUCAAAAAUAAAUAAUUUAAAUGAACAAAUAGUUAAACUAACAGAAGAGAAACAGAAAACUGAAUCAGCUUACAAAAGUCAGAAAAGUGAAACAAACACACAAAUCAGUGAACUCACUAUGAAAUAUAAUACAUGUAAGCAAAAUGAAAAUAGUCUAGAGUCCUCACUAAAAAUCAAAGAAGAAAAUGGACUAAAUCAAAUUCAUAAGUCACAACAAGAAAUAAAUAUCCUCAAAAGUGAAAAAACGCAGCUCAAAAAUCAAAUUCAGACAAUGAAUUAUGAACAAGAGGCUCUUAAAAUUGAAAUUCAGAGGUUACAAGGAAGAGAACUAGAUUUUUUAUCUCAAAUACAAAAUCAAAAAGAGAGGAGUGCCCGUUUACAACAAGAAACUGAAAAGUCACUUAAAGAGCUUGAAGUAGAAAGACAAAAACUACAAAAUCAAGAAAAUCUACUAUUGAAAAGACUUUCUGAACUUGGAAUAAUGAUUAAAGAUAAGAAAGGCGAACCUAAGAUUGGAAUAGACACAAAAAUGACAGUUCCUGGAUUAACUCAUCAUAAUGGCAAAAUUAUUGUAUUUCCGGGCCGUCACAAAGAACAUAUUUUCACACCAUACUUUUCUGAUGUUAAUUUCAUUUCAGCAUUAGGAUUUGAUGCAAAUAGCUAUUUAACCAUGAUUGAAGCCUUCAAUGGAGGACAAAAGGCUUUUACUUCACCAAAAAAUUGCAAUUUGAAUUUUAGAUCACAUUUAAUGUUUAUUCAUUCAGAUAUAGUUGAUGAACAUUUUGUUGGAAAUAAAUCUGCUAGAGUAAUGAGAGUUGUUCCUAUAAAAUAUGGUAUACAAUCUGAAAUGGUUCAUGAAAAGUUUUGA
Molecule: messenger RNA, 1716 nt
Organism: Panonychus citri (citrus red mite)
Lineage: Eukaryota; Metazoa; Arthropoda; Arachnida; Trombidiformes; Tetranychidae
Exons: 1
Coding region: 1-1716 (571 amino acids)
Source: RefSeq, a predicted model, not a curated record